This is a messenger RNA of Diabrotica balteata, 533 nucleotides long. NCBI's taxonomy places the organism in Eukaryota, Metazoa, Arthropoda, Insecta, Coleoptera, Chrysomelidae. The record is from the annotation of a GenBank genome assembly.
UUUUAAAAUUAGAGCUUAUACUGUCACUGUAGUUUAAAAUCAUUACUACAAUGCAUAAAUUCGUAUUAGCUGGUAUUGCUGUUCUAACUAUACAGAUUGCUUGUAUCAACAAAACAAAUGCCGAUGAAAAUGAUAUCUACCAGGAAUGUCUAAAGUCGAACGGUCUUGAGUCCGAUUAUCUGGAAAAGCUAAAAGAGGAAGAAAUUGACAAUAAAACACUCUGUUUUACUAAAUGCACAAUGGAAAAACUAAACCUAGUAGAUGAAAAUGGAGAAUUAAUAUUGGAAAACAAUAUCAAGAUUAUCGAUGAUUCUAAAAAAGGCGAUGACAAAGCCAAAAAAAUUGCAAAAAACUGUAUGAGUCUUAUCACCACAAUUUCCACCUGUGAAGAUACUUUGAAACAUAAUGCAUGUAUGAGUCCUAUAUAUUUGGCUUCUGAUAAAUAAUAUUAUAUACAUAAACAACUAUUGUGAUUUAAAUUAGUAACGUAAUUAUAAUUUUUCUGUAUACAAAAUAAAUAACUUUAUUCAUAA